AUGGGAUACUGUGUCCUUUGUGGAGUUCCAAUCACUCGGCGGCUCCAUGAGCCAUGGCUAAAAGAAUUCCGAGCCGUGUGGAUAGAGGAUGAUGAGUGGGACAAUGUCAAGUUGUCUGGAGUUGGCAUGUGUGACGAAUACGACGAUGUCGUCACGGACUUCACACCAAAUCGUCGCCUUCUUUUCGAAAUCUGCCUCUCCAUGCCCAUCGGCAGCAAUUACGAAACCCCCAUCCCAGGCAGUCGGUUCUCGGACUGGGCAUCUAUACCUCAGGACUUGCAAUCGGAUCCGUUCGAUAUCCCCGGCCUUGAGAAGGCUAUCAGACAAUCUGUUCGCCUACAAAACGACGCAUUCGAGUCUCGCUUCAGCACCGACAACCUCAAUCUAGCGGGAGAUAAAUUUUCCCGCUCAUCACCAGAACUUCUUCAACUCAUUGCCACCCUCCUUCCGACGUCCGAUGUUCGUUCAAUUCGCCUAGCGUCCUCAGGCUUCGCCAUAUUUAACCUACCAGAGAAAUUCUGGGCAUCCCGAUUUAAACGAGGCAAUGAGUUUGAUCAUAUACCCGAGGCCCUUCAUAACCCUCCAGAGUCCUGGAAGGCGCUAUAUCUAUCGCUUAAAACCUGGGCUUGCGAUAAUCCCGGUGUGGCCAAUCGGAAACGCGUCUGGGGACUCGCUAAGCAACUUCAAUCAAUACUCUCUCAGAUGGAAGGUGUUCAUUGCAAUGGAUCCCCCUUGAAAACUUGGUUUGAGUCUCCCAGGGCAGCCAAGUUCUGCGAAGACGAAGGAGAAAUCUCUUGGCGCACAGCUGCACGUGGGAUCAAUGCCCCAGAAAAGAACUUCAGACAUGGCUGCCGAGUUUUGCGGGCCCGCGCCUUUCGUUUCUUACAACCUCUCGAAGUACAGCGUAUUUCUGUAUUUUUAGCAAUAGCAGUUAUUACUGACGACGGCACAAGGUCUCCUUGGGCGGGCGAACCGGGAGAUUUUCCAAGAUGGCACUUGGCUGAAGCUGAAGGCAUUUCUGCAGUCAAGGUCGAGCUUGAGGGCUUGAAACUUGUUUCAUUGAGUCGUGACAGCUCGAGUGAGCCUCCAAGAGAUAAUGAAUGGCGAAGCACGUGUCUUUGGUAUCCUCAUGUACCGCCCGAACGAUUGCUAUUCAACGGAAGUGAGGGUGACCAACCGCCACAUCGUUUUGACCUUCCAGUCACGACUCUCUUUUUCGAUGGACCAGACUGUCGAAAUCCAUCAAAACUGGUCAAAAUUGUCGUUUGGACAUUUGACAUAGCCUAUAUCGCUGGUAUCGAAUUCUUAUUUACCGACGCCUCGCAAAAUAGCCAUCUGGGGCACAUCGGCCCAUUAGGUGAUGCCUAUACCCUACCAAGGACGUUCGAAAACCCUCAAGAUCAUCGCUUUCCAAUGUCGAUUGACGGUUCUGGAGGCGAAGAGUUGAGAAGUAUCGAAGUACAGGAGAAGGGGGGAUAUCUAGCAGGACUGAAGAUCCGCACGAGCUUUGACCGAGAAGUCACGACUCCCCAGCAUCCGUUCGCAAUCGACAAAAAGUGGACUAUUGUUCAACCAGCAGGUUCAAAGAUUGUUGGUUUAUUUUGUAGACAUGGUCGCAUUCUUUGGAGCCUGGGCUUCAUAUCAACUAUCCCAGCUAUCGAUGAUAACUAA
This is a messenger RNA of Ilyonectria robusta, 1671 nucleotides long. RefSeq lists its product as uncharacterized. Bases 1 to 1671 code for a protein of 556 amino acids. NCBI's taxonomy places the organism in Eukaryota, Fungi, Ascomycota, Sordariomycetes, Hypocreales, Nectriaceae. The transcript has 8 exons. The record is from RefSeq and is a predicted model, not a curated record.